UCAAAAAUCCCGAGGAUCUCGUUUUCUCGUCUACAGAAACUGACACCCACCUCAUCCUCACUUGCAAUCUCAAAGGAUAUCAGGUGCCGAGUAUCAGGAUGCUGAUAAGUGGAGAACCGAUCCAGACUGCAGACAGAAGGGAGAAGGCAAUCAGGCUUUGGGUGCGGGUAUCAGUGGAGGUCCAGGCCGCAUCUGGCGUUAUCAAAUUCAGAAAAUUUUUUUGGAUUCCAGAUGGGGUUGUUUUGGAUCAAGUCAAGACCGAGUUCAAUGAAGAAGAAUCGGUUUUGAGGGUUCUCAUGCCUAAAUCGGUUAGAGGGGUUAGAGGGGAUAGGGUUGAGGAGAUUCGUAGGGGGCAUAGAACGACUUGGCCUGUACCCGACAAGGUUCCUGAAACAAAGAAGCUUAGAAAGAAUGCGCAGGAGAUGGAACAAGGGAAUAAAGAUGUGCCCCAACAUGAACGGGAAGAAGCUUCUGGUGUGACAAUGACACAUCCGGAGGAAGAGCCUACCCAUCAGCUGAAUCAAAGAGAUUUGCCAUCAACCCAAGAAACUCCAGCCAAAGAAGAUGCUGAUUUGGAAGCAAAAACCAGAGCAGCAGGGGGGUGUGAACAGGGUCCAGAAGCAGCUGAAUUAACAAAAGUUGAAGCAGAUCAAGCAACUCAACGAGCUCAGGUUGAAGAAUAUAAUGCCCAGGCGCAGCUCAAACCUAAACAAGAAAAUGAUCUAACAGAACCACUGAAACCUGAUCAUCCUGAAGAAAAAGUUGAUAACAGAAACGGCUCUUUGGCUCCUCCCAAAAAGUGUAGGCCAUGUAGUCUAUGUUUGUUUGCAGGAUCUGCCAUCCUUGUAUCAAUUGUAGCGCUUGUCAUUCACUUUAGACGACCUAAAAGAAAAUGAAUUGAUUUCAACUUUA
Vitis riparia (riverbank grape) is the source of this 912-nucleotide messenger RNA. RefSeq lists its product as uncharacterized. NCBI's taxonomy places the organism in Eukaryota, Viridiplantae, Streptophyta, Magnoliopsida, Vitales, Vitaceae. The transcript has 2 exons. Bases 99 to 896 code for a protein of 265 amino acids. The record is from RefSeq and is a predicted model, not a curated record.